ACAAAGCAGGAAGCAGCAAACCGGAAAUAGUUGAGUUAGUAGAAAAAAAACCACGCGCGCUAUGAGACUAUAACUACUGAUAUUAGACAAUUAAUGAGGGUUUGUUACAUUGAUUAUGCGAUAUAAUUCAUAUUAUAAAAGUGCAGCGAUACUUCUUUUGCUAUGGCGCUUUUGUCGGUGUUUUUACAAACGUUUAUUCGAUGUCAAGCAGUUUCGAUUUGUGUGUAAAUAGAACGGAACGCUAUUCAUCAGACGCCUGAUCAAUUUCUACCCCGAUUCGAUCCGCAUUAAUGUGUUGUACAAAAGAAAAGUCAUUACUGACUCAGAUAUGCUUUCGCAAAGCUUCUUAAUUGGAAAUUUGUUUUAUCCGUACAGAACAUUAUGGAACCUACAUCUUGCGAGGAAAAAUUAAAUCUUUCGUCUCAAGAAAGUCAAACAAAGCCUCCAAUGUCUCAAGAGACUUUUGAAAUGCUUUUAAAAUCCGUGAGAGAUAUUAAAGAAACAGGGGAUUUCAUAUAUGAGAAGCAAGUGGACGUUGAGUACGCACACAAUGGUGAAUCCGAUUCGGCGCUAUUGGAGAUUGAACGUUAUCAUAUUCAACCUAGUGUUCAAGCGGAAAUGAUUUCAGAUUAUAAUAUUAUAACUCAGAAACCAACCAGUCCGGAUUCCUACUGUGACCAGAUGUCACCUAAUCUACCCGAAUCUACUCAAAUUCAUAGCUCUCCUAUCAUUCCGUCCAAUGUAUCGUAUGCUGGUGAAUACGAUUUUAAAAUAGGCUUUCAAAAGCAACAGAAAGAUACCAAAUCAAUCACGUGGACAUACUCAGAAACACUGCAUAAGCUUUACGUUCGCAUGGAUUCAGCUUGUCCAGUUAAAUUCAAAACAUCUACAACCCCGCCGUUCAGUUGUUUUAUCAGGGCCAUACCAAUAUACACAAAGCCAGAACAUAUUAGAGAGGUCGUUAAGCGCUGUCCCAACCAUUCGUCAAAGGAAGAUAAGACGAUGACAGCGCCUGAGCAUUUAGUACGAUGUGAACAUAAAACGGCAGAGUAUUUUACUGAUGAAUAUACCUUAAGGCAAAGUGUAACUUUUCCUCAAGAGCAACCUCAACCAGGAGCAGAAUGGGUCACAAAUAUAUUUAGAUUUAUGUGUUUCUCAUCUUGUGUUGGAGGUUUGAAUAGGAGACCAAUUGAACUAGUCUUUACUUUGGAAGAUCGGCAUGGAAAUGUUCUGGGAAGGCAAGCAGUGGAAGUACGAAUUUGUGCCUGUCCUGGACGGGACAGAAAGGCAGAUGAAAAGCAUCAUGUACAAAAUUUGAAAACUCGUAUUGCAUCACCAACAGAGGAUGAGAAACCACAACAAGUAGCUAUUAAUACUGAGAUAACUACCGUUUCCACUAAGCGACAAAAGCUAGAUGAUGAUGAAGUCUUCAACGUUACCGUCAGAGGACGCGAGAAUUACGAAAUCAUUACGCGAAUUAGAGAUUCUCUGGAGUUGGCAUCUAUGAUACCACAACAACAAAAAGAAAAUAUGAAAAAACAAGUUCAGAAACCUGUUCCAGAAGUACCCAGAAAACCGUCCAUUCCACAAAAAAUGAUUUCAAUUCCUACUAAUUUGGGUCAGUUUGGCAUUGGUGACUCGUUUCCUGCAGUUGAGCCGGAAAAAGGUUCAACUACAUCAAGUUCUAUAGCUAUUGAUAAGAAUACUAGCGUCGAAGAUUGGCUAAAGUCGAUUGGAAUGGCUGCUUAUACGGAUAUGUUUCACGCGAAGGGGUUUGAAAUAGUCACUCAAUUGGAAAACUUCUCCAAUAGAAAUUUAAAAGAACUGAAAAUAGGGGAGGCCCAUCAAGAGACUAUUUGGUUAGAGUUAAAUGAACUUCGUAAAAGACUUAGUCAGAAAACUACUCCAGUUCAUAGAGAAUUUAGCGAUUCAGCCUCCUCCUUAACAGGAGGACAUGGGCACAGCUUUACCGUGUCAAAGUAUCGGUUCCAAAGAAUUUUAUCAGUGAAGGGUGACAAUGAUCAUACUUACAGUAACAAAACUUAA
This is a messenger RNA of Dimorphilus gyrociliatus, 2046 nucleotides long. The record is from the annotation of a GenBank genome assembly. NCBI's taxonomy places the organism in Eukaryota, Metazoa, Annelida, Polychaeta, Dinophilidae.